Molecule: messenger RNA, 2400 nt
Organism: Humulus lupulus (European hop)
Lineage: Eukaryota; Viridiplantae; Streptophyta; Magnoliopsida; Rosales; Cannabaceae
Exons: 5
Coding region: 983-2245 (420 amino acids)
Biological process (GO): regulation of flower development
Cellular component (GO): nucleus
Molecular function (GO): protein binding
Source: RefSeq, a predicted model, not a curated record
CUGACAUCCUACAAAUUAAUUGUAGACUAAGUCUGAUGACUAAUAUAGUACUAUAUAGCUAUUAGCUCAUGUUCUUGUAAUGCUAUUUCUGACAAUCCAACUUACCCAACUUUGAAUCAAAACUCAUCUGACCCAGUUGAUGAGGUAUGCUAUACAUAUAACAGGUACAUAAGGCAGUACUUCUUCUUCAUAAAAAUUAAAAAAUUAAAAAAAAAAUAAAUAAAUAAAAAAACCAAAUGGAUAAUUUAGGAAAACAGGGCUAUUAUGGGAUCUAAUUGACCAUUAUACUAAAAAUCGGCGAGGGAAAUGGUAAAGGCUUGGUCAACGUACCAAUUUCUCUUACACCAACACCCAAAAAUAAAUAAUAAAAAAAAUUGUAUAAUUAGUAUCAAAAUGCCAUGUCACCAUACGCACGCCACGUGUCAGGACCCUGGUCUCAUUGAUAUAGCUUCAACGAAUGAGAUUAUGCCACGUGGACACAGUGAAUAGAGGUGAGACCCAGUGUAGUGGUGAGGCGUGAGGCUCGGGUUGACCCCUUUGCUCCCAAAAGAUUAGUGCCCAUUGCUAAGACCGACGUACGGUACGGCCUGGUUACGGACACACACACAUACAUAUAUAAACACACACACACACAUAUAUAUAUAAAUACAUACAUAGCAUCAUCCAAAUAUGCCCUGUGUUCGCAACUAUAUAGGUAUCUGUAUAUGAACUGUUACUCUUUGUCACCUCCUUUUCCUCUCUCUUCUGUCUUUGUUCGGUUGGUUUGUUUACGUUGAAGAACAAUAAGCACUGGUUUUUGUUAUACUUUCCACAUUAUUUCGAGCUCGAAACAGAGGAGAGGAGAAAACGCUUUGAAUUAAUAUUGUUACUGCUAUACACCUUUUUUUUGCUAUUUUAAGAGAGUUGGUUUUCAACAAUUAACACCCACCAAAGAAAAAAAAACCCAAAAAAAAAACAAAGAAGAAGAAGAAGAAAGAAGCCCAUGUUGCAGGACGUGGUUCAUCAGCCGGAGAUGCUUCCCGUUGCUGACGAUAUUUCCAGCCACUUAAGUGCUCAGAUUUUUGAGUUCUGUGAUCAUGAACUAUUUCCUGAGACCCUUCAGAAUUCUGAUGAGGUUACUUCUUGCUCAAAUUGUUGCUAUGAAGAGAACUCAUCCUAUGCACCAAAUCUAUCACUGCCUCAGGAUAUUGAAAAGUUCACUGGCUAUGCUGAUAACAAUGGCAACACUAGCACAGCCGAGGCUGGCUCGAUCCCCACGGCCACUAGCACUAACACCAACACCAACACCAACACCACUAACAAUAGUAACAAUAUCUCAAUCAUAUUUGAUUCACAAGAAGAAAUGGACAAUGACAUAUCAGCCUCAAUUGACUUCUCUCCAUCCCCUUCCUUUUCUGUCCCUCAAUUAAUCCUUGGAACUCAACAAGACCAAUUUGAUUUCUCUUCAAUACAGCCACAGAUAUCAUUGGCAGAUUCUGUUGUUGAUGGAUUUUCAGUACAGUACCCUGUAGACUCAGUUGGCCCUCUUAUGUCGGCUUCUUUGCCAUCAGUUUUCGAAGAGGAUUGCUUGUCUUCAGUGCCUUCUUAUGUGCCUCUCAACCCUUCUUCUCCUUCCUGCUCUUUCCUUGGCCCUGCCAUGGGAACAUACUUGCCUUCAGGGGCCAUGAAUGCUGCUGCCUUGUCUGUUGACAGUUCUGGGAUUUUCAAUACCAGUAUUCUCAUGGCUUCUGAGCUGCAACCACAAGAGUUGGAUUAUCAAGGAGACACUUCUGGACUUUACUGUACUGAUACUAUGCAGAGGGUUUUCAAUGCUGGUGAACUUCAGGCACUUGGUACUGAGUCUCAAAAAUUGAUGGGUGGAGCUGGGAAUUCUACUUCUUUAACAACUGAUAUUCCAAAUAUGGGAGACCAAACAUUCAAAGUAGGGAAGCUCUCAGUUGAACAAAGGAAAGAAAAGAUCCACAGAUACAUGAAGAAAAGGAAUGAAAGGAACUUCAGCAAGAAAAUCAAGUAUGCCUGUCGAAAGACGCUUGCAGACAGCCGUCCUCGAGUUAGAGGAAGAUUUGCCAAGAAUGAUGAUUUUGGAGAGAUCCCAAGAACUACUUCUGGCAAUCAUGAAGAGGAUGAUGAUGAAGAAGUUGUUGUGAAAGAGGAGGAUGAUAUGGUUGAUUCCUCAGAUAUAUUUGCUCAUAUUAGUGGAGUGAACUCCUUCAAGUGUAACUAUCCCAUUCAAUCCUGGAUUUGAUCUAGUUUUUUUUUGGUCCUUUUUUUUCUUCACUGGUAUUAGAUCUACCAAUUUUGCAGGACCCUUUUCUAACCAAGUGUUCUUGUCUUGGUUAAAUAAAAAAAAAUGAAUAAAUGGGUCAUUAUAUAAUAUAUAAAAAUAUAUAUUUAUGUAUA